AUGCCAUUGGUGGUAAUCAGCCAGGUUGAUGACAAAACGGGAACAGGUGGGGAGAGACGAGAGAAGGAGAGAAAAAGAAAGAAACGGAGACUCAGGGGGAGCGCACGGAAGGAGCUACAGGAGCGAGCGUUUUGGAUCGCAGCGCAGGAGAACCGAAGCCAGAGCAGACGCCGGACGGAGACUGGACGGGUUCGAGGCUGCGCAGACACUCACGAGUGGCAAAGGAGCGGCGCGUCGGGCUGGACACCCCCCCCCUUUUCUCCCUCUUCUGGAGCGGCUAAGCGGUGGGCCAAAGCAGCGGGACCAGCGGAGCCAAGGCGGCAUACAACGCUGGAAAUGAGAUAA
This is a messenger RNA of Knipowitschia caucasica, 345 nucleotides long. Lineage: Eukaryota; Metazoa; Chordata; Actinopteri; Gobiiformes; Gobiidae. The record is from the annotation of a GenBank genome assembly.